CCCCUGUCCCCAUCCCCAUGUCCCUGUCCCCUGUCCUUGUCCCCUGUCCCCUCACGGACGGCCCAUCACAGCCAUUCCCACCCCAGCCCAUCCCGGGCCCACCCAGAGCCUGAGGGGAAGGCGCCGGUCCCAGGGUCCCCGUUGUUUGUCCUCGUGGGCAGGAGGGACCGGGAAGAGGGAUCAAUGCCCUAGGAUAUGGAUCCCAGGCACCCCAAGCUGUGCCGGGACACCCCCCGAGCUGGCCCCGCCGCGCCCAGCCCCUCAGGGCGCCCUGAGGCGCUGCCCCUCGGCGGGAGGAGAGCUCCUCCACAGAGCUGAACGCCGCGAUGGCGAGCAACGCGCAAAAAUCUGAUGAGAGUGCGAGCAAACGUCAGAGGAUGGAGAAUGAAGCUUCAGAAAAUCCUCAGUUGUCCUUCCUUGACAAAACAGAUUUGGCUCUUUCUGAGGACUCGCGGUCCCUUUGCAACACUGAACCACUGGAAAAGGUUUUAAAUGAGAUGAACAAAGAAAUCAUGACCUUGUUAUCAAAAUAUGCUAACAUUAUAAGUGAGGCAGCAGAGAUGGAGACUUCUUAUGUCCAGGAACUGGAUGGAAUCUUGACAGAAGCGAGGGACAUAGAAGACGAGUUAAACCAGAAAAGGGAGAGUCUGAAACAGAGAUUCACUGUCAUGGCAAACGCCCUGCAAGGAUAAAUGGAGCUUGUUCAUCUGCAGAAGUGCAGGGCCAAACUCAGUAUGUUCUGUGUAUUCAAACAAACUGUCAUGAGUGUUAUGGUGUCUGGGCCUUA
This is a messenger RNA of Empidonax traillii (willow flycatcher), 787 nucleotides long. RefSeq names its product testis expressed 12 (gene TEX12). The record is from RefSeq and is a predicted model, not a curated record. The coding region runs from base 327 to 692 and encodes 121 amino acids. NCBI's taxonomy places the organism in Eukaryota, Metazoa, Chordata, Aves, Passeriformes, Tyrannidae. The transcript is spliced from 5 exons.